Molecule: messenger RNA, 507 nt
Organism: Perkinsus marinus ATCC 50983
Lineage: Eukaryota; Perkinsozoa; Perkinsida; Perkinsidae
Product: inosine-5-monophosphate dehydrogenase, putative
Exons: 4
Coding region: 1-507 (168 amino acids)
Biological process (GO): GTP biosynthetic process
Cellular component (GO): cytoplasm
Molecular function (GO): IMP dehydrogenase activity
Source: RefSeq, a predicted model, not a curated record
AUGGACCCCAUUACUCUUGGUCCGGAUGCUACCAUUGCUGAUGUUGACAAAAUCAAGGCUACUCGAGGAUUCUCUACUGUGCCUGUUACAGAGAGUGGGUCGAUGGGUAGCAAGCUGUUGGGGCUGGUCACCAGUCGCGACAUCGACUUCAGGAAGGACAGGAGCAUCAAGCUCUCGGAGGUGAUGACACCUGCCGAAAAGCUGGUCGUGGGCUGCGAUCCCAUCUCCCUUCCUGAGGCCCAUCGCAGGAUUAGGGAAUCGAAGAAGAACAAGCUCCCUAUUGUGAAUAAGAAUGGGGACCUCGUGGCUUUGAUCUCGCGUCAAGAUCUAAAGUCUUCCCGUAACCACCCCAAUGCUACGUUGGAUGCCAACAAGCAGCUCAUGGUGGGGGCUGCCGUCAGUACCCGUCCAUGCGACGAGGCUCGUGCUCAGCAGCUCAUCGAAGCUGGUGUCGAUGUAACAGACUCAUCUGCUGUGAUGGUUUCUAUAUUCUCUCUGUACAGGUGA